Molecule: messenger RNA, 7120 nt
Organism: Sebastes umbrosus (honeycomb rockfish)
Lineage: Eukaryota; Metazoa; Chordata; Actinopteri; Perciformes; Sebastidae
Product: eukaryotic translation initiation factor 4 gamma 1-like
Cellular component (GO): eukaryotic translation initiation factor 4F complex
Molecular function (GO): protein binding; translation initiation factor activity; mRNA binding
Source: RefSeq, a predicted model, not a curated record
AAAGAUAUGCAAACACAGUAUUUCCAGCCAAUAACGUGAUUACUAGGAAACUCACACGUGAUGGGAUUUUCAUCGGAAGUACGUAGCUACCGGCUUCCGGGGAGAUUUUCCGUCCGUCCGGCUCUGCGGACUCAAGGAGAGAAAGGAAAAAACUUUCCUCAGUGUAACCACACUUAGGACCUUAAAAGAUUCAUAAAUAUUUGUACACAGGUCCACAUCCGCCUCCCCAUGCAGAACUCCAUGAAAUGAAUAAAGCACCACAGCCUAUAACAGGACCCCCCUCCAACCCCCACCCUGCCCCCUCCCCUGGCCUCUCACAGCCCUCAUUCACCCCUGGGCAUUCUGUUGUGUUUGCCACCCCACCGCCUCCACAAAUGAACCCAACACCGCAGCCCCGACAGUUUGCCCCAGGGCCCCGGCCUAUACACCAACAGGGAAGCUUCAGGUCGCUACAGCCCUACUACAACAACAGGGCCAGCCUGCCUCCCAACAGUGGGCCUCGGGGUGUCCCUCUCAGCAGCGGCCCUCGGCCUGUGACGCCCACCCACGUCUACCAGCCGGGCCCCGGCUCCCAAAUGAUGAUGAUCCCUGGGCAACAAUUGCAAUUCUCCAGCACGCCACAGGGAAACGCCUACUUCAUACCGGGACAGUACCGGUCGGCGACCUACGUGGCCACACCCCAGCAGCAGUACCCAGUCCCAUCAGUUAACCCAGGCUUCUACCCCGGCACCAGCCCCGCUGAAUAUGGUACUUACACAGGGGCCUACUACCCCACCCCGCCUCAGUUCACCCCUGCGGUGCAGCCGGCCCCUCCACAGCAGCAGCAACCACCACCUCAGCCUCCCCAACACAUCCCCACCAAAAGGGAACGCAAACAGAUCAGAAUAAGAGACCCGAACCAAGGAGGUCGAGACAUUACAGAGGAGAUUAUGUCAGGGGGCCGCAGUGGCUCCACCCCAACCCCACCACAGAUAUCAGACUCAGAAAGUCCAGUCCAGGCCAACGGUGAGAGCGUCACAGCUGCUGCUACAACAGCGCUGGUUAGACCAGAUGACAGAGGGAAACCUACGCCCCCUCCUCUGUCGAAGACCCCUGAACUUGCUAAGGGAGACCCCGUCCCCACAGAGGCCACCCCCUCUGACACGAACACUAAGCCCCCUACACCCCCUCUACUAUCAGAAGCAGAGGACGUCCCUCUCGACACUAUUCCCACUCCUGCACCCUGCGCUCCUGUUGCCGAUGUGAUGGAUGCUCCCCCACCUCCCAAGGAACCCACCCCACCCCCCCAGUCAGCGCCUGAGGUGCCCGCCUACCCAGCACCCCUCCCUGACCCCAUCCCCACCUCUGCUGCACAAAACAAAACAGACAAGAAAUCCACAGAGGAGAAGGAGAAGGAGAAGGAGGAGGAGGAGGAGGAGGUGAAAGAGGAGGAGGCUGAAGCAGAAGAGGCAGAAGCAGAAGAGGCAGCUGCCUCACUGGACGCACCUCCCUCCGCCACUAACGGUGUCGCAGAGGUGGAGCCAGAGAGGCCGUCGGUCAUGUUGCCACCCUGUCACCAGGAGGCCCCUCUGGAGUCUCCCAUUGCACAGCCGGAGGAGCUCCGCCUCCCCAAUGGCCUGCCGCUGCCCGCCCCUCAAGACCCAGAGGUGCCCGCCGACAGCACGACCGAGUGUGACGACAGCCCCAUCGCUGAGCCUGAGAUCAGCGAGCAGCCCGUCAUACAGACUUCCACAGCCAUCACCCAGGCGGUGGCGCCUGCACCCGUUGUCCAAGCGCCUGCACCCGUUGUCCAAGCGCCUGCACCCGUUGUCCAAGCGCCUGCACCAGUUGUCCAAGACACACCUGCCCCUGUUGAUCAGCCUGCAACUGCACCUGCAACUGCAACUGCAACUGCACCUGCACCUGCAACUGCACCUGCAUCUGCACCGGCACCUGCACCUGCGCCUGCACUUGCACCGGCACCUGCACCUGCGCCUGCAUCUGCACCGGCACCUGCACCUGCGCCUGCACCCGCUGUCCAGGAGAUUCCUGCUGAUCCAGUUGUCCAGGCCGCGCCCGCCCAGCCUGAGGUACAAGACGCGGUUCCUCCAGUCGCCCUGGACGUCAAAGAAGAUACCCCAGUGGCCCAGCCCACUGCCGAGGAAGAGAAGCCAUCUCCUGCAGAGACGGUUUCUAUAGCUGACAGCACCCCAGAAACAGUGCCCACUCCUCCCCCUCCCACAGCAGAGGAGAGGGAGGACACCCCUCCUCCCCAGAUGGUCACCCCUGCCCUCAUAGAAACUACUAUGCAAGCUGCCGUGUCUGUGCCAAAGAAAAAGAGGAAGAUGAAGGAUCUGAACAAAAAGGAGGCAGUGGGAGAUCUACUGGAUGCCUUUAAAGAGGAGCAAGUAGUGGCUCCCCCAGAGCCCGAGCCGGCCCCUGCCCCAGCACCAGAGACCGUGCCCCCUGCUGCUUCCCCUCCCGCCCCAGAGGAUCCUGACAUGACCUGGGAGGACAAGGAAGACAAGGAGGACAAGCUGGACGCUGAGAACAUCAAGCCAGAUCCCAAUCAGACCGACGCUGACAAGAAGUACCAGUACAAAGGGGAGAAUUGGAAGCCAAUCGACCCAGAGGAGAAGAAGCAUUACGACAGAGAGUUUCUUCUGGGCUUCCAGUUCAUCUCAGCCAGCAUGAACAAGCCCGAUGGUCUACCAGCCAUCAGUGAUGUUGUCCUGGACAAGAUUAAUAAGACUCCUCUGCGUCAGCUGGACCCCAGUCGUCUACAAGCAAUGAACAGCGGCCCUGACUUCACACCCUCCUUCGCCAACCUCGGCAGGUCCGGUAUGGGAGGAGGAGGCGGAGGAGGAGGCGGGGGAGGAGGAGGUGGAGGAGGAGGAGGAGGAGGAGGAAGAGACGGAGGAGGCGGCGGCGGCAGAGGACCACCUCCAGGUAUGGGCAUCGGAGUUGGCGGUCCACGUCGCUCUCAGCAGAUGCAGAAGAGAGAGCCAAGGAAAAUCUUCACCACCAUGUCGCUCAGUGACGACAUAAAGCUGAACAAGGCAGAGAAGGCCUGGAAACCUUCGACGAAAAAAAAUGAUCGCAAUCGCGCGGCAGAGGAGCCCGAAGAGAACGACUCGGAGAACGGAAAGACCCAGGAGCUGUUUAAACGGGUCCGCAGCAUCCUCAACAAACUGACCCCCCAAAAGUUUCAGCAGCUGAUGAAGCAGGUGAUGGACCUGACUAUUGACACUGAGGAGAGAUUGAAAGGAGUCAUAGAUCUCACCUUCGAAAAGGCCAUCUCCGAGCCAGACUUUUCAGUGGCCUACGCUAACAUGUGCCGCUGCCUUAUGGGGCUUAAAGUCCAAACCACAGAUAAGCCGGAAGUCACUGUGAAUUUCCGCAAGCUGCUGCUAAAUCGAUGCCAGAAGGAGUUUGAAAAGGACAAAGAUGACGACGAGAUCUUUGAGAGGAAGCAGAAAGAGCUGGAGGCUGCCUCAGUGCCGGAGGUGAAGCAGCGUCUCUCUGAUGAGCUACAACUCGCUAAAGACCAGGCCAGGAGGCGCUCGCUGGGCAACAUCAAGUUCAUCGGCGAGCUGUUCAAGCUGAAAAUGCUCACAGAGGUCAUCAUGCACGACUGCAUUGUAAAGCUGCUCAAAAACCACGACGAGGAGUCCCUGGAGUGCCUGUGUAGACUGUUGUCCACCAUCGGCAAGGACCUAGACUUUGAGAAGGCCAAGCCUCGUAUGGACCAGUACUUCACCCAGAUGGAGAAGAUAAUAAAGGAGAAGAAGACCAGCUCCAGGAUCCGCUUCAUGUUGCAGGAUGUGCUGGACGUUCGACAGAACAACUGGGUGCCCCGGCGAGGCGACCAGGGCCCCAAGACCAUCGAGCAGAUCCACAAAGACGCUGAGGCAGAGGAGCACAGGGAGCAUAUGAAGGUGCAGCAAGCCCUCAUCUCCAAGAAGGAGCCGAGCGGUCCCGGAGGCAGGAUGGGUGGAGGAGGAGGAGGAGGAGGAGGAGGAGGUCGCGGGGGCCCUCACAACCAAGGCCGCGGUAAUCCUCCCCAGGACGAGGGCUGGAAUACAGUCCCCAUCUCCAAGAACCGACCUAUUGACACUUCUCGCCUUAGCAAAAUCACUAAGACUCCUGUUCUUGACUUCAACAAUCAGCUGCUCGCCCCCGGAGGUAAAGGCACAUGGGGGAGCUGGGGAAAGGGCAGCAGCGGUGGCUCCACUGCCAAACCUGCAGAAUCUGGCCCGGAGCCAGGCGGCCGUCCAGCCCCCAGCACAAACAGGUUCUCAGCCUUACAGCAGCCGUCGUCCUCCGCGGGGUCUCCCCAGGACUCGGACAGACGAGUUCCUCAGAGAAACAGCUCGAGUCGAGAGCGCAGCGAUCGCUUCGACCGCAGCGACCGAUUCGACAGACGGGAUGAGCGGCGGGACGACCACCGCGAUCGAAACCGACUGCAGGUCACCAAGCGCAGCUUCAGUCGGGAGAACGAAGAGCGGAGCCGGGAGAGAGAGCAGCGCGGAUCGGCCGAUCCCGUCCGCCGAGUAGCGAGCAUGACGGACGACAGAGGUAGCAGAGACCGAGCCAGGAGCAAAGAGAAUGCGGUGAAGCGGGAGAAAGCUGCCACCCCUCCACCUCCUCCGCCCCCCACCAAGCCUGCCUUGACCGAGGAAGAGCUGAGCAAGAAGUCCACCGCCAUCACCGAGGAGUACCUCCAUAUCAACGACAUGAAGGAGGCUCUGCAGUGUGUGCAGGAGAUGAACAGCACUCAGCUGCUCUUUGUGUUCGUACGAAACGGACUGGAGUCGACGCUGGAGCGCAGCACCAUCGCCAGAGAGCGCAUGGGCCUGCUGCUGCAACAGCUCAUUAAGAACAACACCCUCCCAACGCAGCAGUACUAUACCGGGCUUCAGGAAAUCCUGGAGGUGGCUGAAGACAUGGCAAUAGACAUCCCCCACAUCUGGCUGUACCUGGCAGAGCAAAUCACUCCCAUGCUCCAUGAGGGAGGCAUCCCCAUGGGAGAACUUUUCAGGGAGAUUUCAAAGCCUUUGAUCCCUCUGGGCCAAGCUGGAGUCCUGCUGGUCCAAAUCCUCACGUUACUCUGCAAAGGAAUGAGCCAUAAAAAGGUGAGCACCAUGUGGCGGGAGGCUGGCCUCCGGUGGAAAGACUUCCUCCCCGAGGACGUAGACGUCAACAAGUUUGUGACAGAACAGAAUGUGGAGUUCACACUCGGCGACGAGUCGGAGGAGAGUAAGAAGGAGGAGCUGAGCUCUGCAGAGCUGAGCAAACAGCUGGAGAGACUGAUCCAGGACAAGGCCGACAACCAGAGGAUCUUUGACUGGAUUGAGGCCAACCUGGAUGAGCAGCAGACGUCCUCCAACAUGUUUGUCAGAGCUCUGAUGACCUGCGUCUGCCAGUCGGCAGUCAUCUUGGAGAACCCCAACAAGGUGGACAGUGACCAGAUCAAGCAGAGGGCCAGGGUGUUGCAGAAAUACCUGAAGGACGAGAAGAAGGAGCUGCAGGCUCUGUACGCCCUGCAGGCUCUGAUGGCGCAGUUGGAGCAACCUGCAAAUCUGCUACGGAUGUUCUUUGACACUCUUUACGACGAGGACGUGAUCAAAGAGGAGGCCUUCUACAAGUGGGAGUCUUGCAAAGACCCCGCCGAGCAGCAGGGCAAGGGCGUGGCCCUCAAGUCCGUCACCGCCUUCUUCACUUGGCUCCGCGAGGCCGAGGACGAGGAAGAGGACGAGUCCGACAACAGCUAGGGGCCCCUCGGACCGCUGGGAGGAGUGGAGGGAGUUCAGAGAGGAUCCUUGGGGAUGAUUCAGAAAAACCUGAAUCAGCAAAACCCUUCUGCAUAAACAGAAAAAAAAGCAAGAAAAAAAAUUCUUCAACUGGGAGAGAUUGUAUUAUGGAUCGAACGUUCGAUCAUGUUAUUUUUUUUGUUUUGUUGUUUUGGAUUUCUUGUUUUUCCUUGCGCAACUGAAUGUCUUUUUUGAAAUACAUGAGAAUUAAAUAGAGAGAAUAGAUACGAGAGAGCGAAUGCUGAGAAGCGUUACAAGCCGUGGGGAGAUGACGCUGUUUCCUUCAGUAUUUUUUUUUUUUUUUUUUUUUUAGAUUUUACCUCCUGUUUUCAAAUGGCUUGUCCUCGCCACGGCAACACUAUUCAAGACACUUUGCUUAAUGACAGAUAUUCAAAACUUUAAAACGCUGUUCACAUCUAUAUUUUUGAUGACUUCAUUCUUUAUCAAUGUGACACAGCAGCAUCGUCAUGUCACAUGUACGGUGUUUGAUCUACAUGCGGCGCUUUAUGUAGACAGCUAGUUUUUUUUGUUUCUCUUUCUUUUCCCGGUGUUGGAUGGUUGGAGUGUGCAUUUUAUAAUAAAAUAAAAAACUACAAAGAAGAGUGGCGAGCGCUGUCUAUCGGACAUUUCAGACAGUAACGGUAGUGGACUCCGGAGGAUUUCACGCAGACUUUAUGAGGACGGCGUCACUGAGGAGCGGGGCAAUGAACAUUGACCAUUUUGCUGCUGGGGGGGCGGCGUUGCUUCUUCCCUGACGCCCCUCAACCCCGACAUACCCUCCCCAUGUGUCUGUUUUUCCUGCGCUUCAAAAAACAAACUUUGGACUGAGAACGGGAGAGCAAGAGCAUCUUCACCUCCUACAAAGCCUGGAUUUUAAAAAGAUACAGUAACAUUAUUGAAACUUGAAAAAAGUACACAGACAAAAAUCAACUAUAUUGAAAAAGGUCUUUAAAAAAAAAAAAAAAAGUUUAACAGUUCGAAUCCUACGGCCUUUUCUGCUUCCAAGAGUGGAAAUGCAUUUCAGGAGAGUUCUGUAAAUAUAUAAAUGGUUUUGUUUUUUUUUCAAAGAGAACUGCUAGCAUACUGUCAUGUAAUCCCCCCCUUCCUUGAAAACAGCAGUCUUUUCCCUGUAUUUAUAUUUUUCUCUCCUCGGCAGAAGGUGCUUGUAAUUAUCCAACCCAAGUCAUUGAUUACAAGUUAAUUGAAAAUUUGUAAAUACUUUUUUGCUUUACUUUAUUAAAAAAAGAUAUUUAAUUAAAGUAAAAUUAAUGCCUCUUUUCACAUCCAAAACUGGAAGAGAUAAUAAAGAUUGUUGCCAAUAAAAGAGA